Nerophis ophidion (straightnose pipefish) is the source of this 2418-nucleotide messenger RNA. It is a transcript of the gene slc25a17, whose product is annotated as solute carrier family 25 member 17. The record is from RefSeq and is a predicted model, not a curated record. Gene Ontology annotation, molecular function: FMN transmembrane transporter activity; coenzyme A transmembrane transporter activity; NAD transmembrane transporter activity. Gene Ontology annotation, cellular component: peroxisomal membrane. The transcript is spliced from 9 exons. The coding region runs from base 325 to 1257 and encodes 310 amino acids. Lineage: Eukaryota; Metazoa; Chordata; Actinopteri; Syngnathiformes; Syngnathidae.
UACGUCUCGGCUCCGGAAGCAGAAGAUCGACUGCUCGAGAAGAAUAUGUCAACAAUUUCUUUAUUCAGGCUGACUAGAUACUAAAUAAUUUUUAUGUGUCAAGUUUGCUGAUAAUUUGGUGGUAUGUCAAUCAUAAGUGUUGUAAAUUACUUUAGUUCUUAUGAGGACUAUGCACUACAUUACCCAGAAUGCCUCAGGGCUACGUCUCGGCUCCGGAAGCAGGAGAUCGACUGCUCGAGAAGAAUAUGUCAACAAUUCCUUUUUUUUCCCAGGCUGACUAGUUACUAAAUUUUCUUGGUAAAAUUCGCUGAUAAGUUGGUGAAGAUGAGUUUCCAGGUUUUGUCGUAUGAGGGUUUGGUGCACGCUGUGUCCGGAGCAAUGGGAAGUGUAACUGCCAUGACAGUAUUCUAUCCCCUCGAUACUGCAAGGCUGAGGCUUCAAGUGGACGAGAAGAGGAAGGCACAAUCAACUCCAGCAAUACUAGCAGAAAUAAUCAAGGAGGAAGGACUGCUGGCUCCAUACAGAGGAUGGUUCCCAGUCAUCUGCAGCCUGUGCUGCUCCAACUUUGUCUACUUCUACUGCUUCCACAGUUUGAAGGCCAGCUGGCUGAAGGAGCAUCAGUCGGCACCUCGCUCUGACUUGCUGCUUGGCAUCGCUGCAGGUGUUGUGAAUGUACUACUGACUACACCGCUGUGGGUCGUCAACACCCGACUGAAGCUUCAGGGCUCCAAAUUUCACAAUGAAGAUAUACAGCCCACCAAGUACUGUGGCAUUAUGGAUGCUUUUUUGCAGAUCAUCCAAAAGGAAGGUGUGGGAGCGCUGUGGAACGGCACCUUCCCUUCCUUGCUGCUGGUCCUGAACCCUGCCAUCCAGUUCAUGAUCUAUGAAGGUCUGAAGAGGCACCUGAGGAGAGGAGUUCUCAGGGAGCUGUCAUCUUUUGAGGUUUUCAUGAUUGGCGCAGUUGCAAAAGCGGUUGCCACCACUGCGACCUACCCCCUGCAGACUGUGCAGUCCAUUCUCAGGUUUGGUCAGUUCAAGGAGUCGACAAGGUCUACGCUGCUGUCCAGUCUAAUGACUGUCAGGUAUCUGCUAGUCAACAGAGUGAGGAAAUUUGGUCUCUGGGGUCUGUUUAAAGGCCUGGAGGCCAAGUUGCUGCAGACGGUGCUGACUGCCGCCCUCAUGUUCCUUUUAUAUGAGAAGAUUGCCAGCUGCACCUUCAGAGUCAUGGGACUGAGCAACCAGUACAAAAAACGCUAGCUAGCUGGCGAGCCGUGGACCGUACUUGUCCACUGGUGACCGUCCAGAGAGGUAAAUACAACCCCUUCAAUAGAGCUCCUCUUUUAAUUCAUUGUUUUUACUUUAAAACCAUUGUGAUGAUGAUCCGUAAGAAUCAAAGUGUUUCCUUUAGAGCAGGGGUAGGGAACCUAUGGCUCUAGAGCCAGAUGUGGCUCUUUUGAUGACUGCAUCUGGCUCUCUGAUAAAUCUGAGCUGACAUUGCUUAACACGAUAAGUAAUGAAUAAUUCCACUUGUAAUCACAGUGUUAAAAAUAAUGUUCAAAAUAUAAAACAUUCUCAUGCAUUUUUCUUCCGCACCUGUUCAAGAAGUUGCGUUAAUGGUAAGAAGUUACUUAUUUAUUAUUGGUUAGUGUGGGGCUUGCCCUCCUGGGGGUUCUUCAGACCAACUUGAGAGCCUGUUUCAGGGUUACAAUAUUGUUUUAUUUUUCAAAAAGUCUCUCAGUUGCUUUCCAGCAAUUGUAUUUCCAGCCCCAACCUUGUCUCUCCUCCUGGCUGCUGCUUAUAACAGAGCGACAGGUGAUUAGAUAACAAGGCCCAGGUGGGCCAUCUACGCACCUGUCGCUGCAGGCCCGCAGGCCACGCCUCCUCCACAGUUAGCUUCAGAAUAACAAUGUUAUUACAAAGAAUAAGAGACCUAUUAUACUCUAGAAAUGUUGGUCUUACUCAAAAAUGCACGUGUUUAGUUGUGUUCAGUCUUAAAAAAAAUAUUAUAUGGCUAUUAUGGUAAUAUAUUUUAAAAUAUUUGGCUUUUUGGCUCUCUCAGCCAAAAAGGUUCCCGACCCCUGCUUUAGAGCCACAACUAAUCCCCUAAAUAAACGUAGAGACCAAAGCAGGGGUGUCCAAGGGCCAUCCGGGGCCCAAAAUUUGGCCUUUUUCGAAUAAAAUCAAACCUAAAAAAGGAGUCAAAUGUAAGCAUGAAGGCAUAUUGCAGAGGUGUCAAAGUGGUUUUCACUGAGUUUUUUUUUUUUUACUGCAAAUCAACAAGUGUAUAUUUUUCUGUGUAUUACUUUAAAUGCCAAAACAACACCAAAGAUUAUUACAGUAAAAAAAAGUACUGUUUUUUUUUUCAUUUAGAGAAAAAUGCUGUAAAAAACACAUUAAAUCUCACAAUUUGACCAUGAA